Molecule: messenger RNA, 2784 nt
Organism: Abrus precatorius (Indian licorice)
Lineage: Eukaryota; Viridiplantae; Streptophyta; Magnoliopsida; Fabales; Fabaceae
Exons: 2
Coding region: 1-2784 (927 amino acids)
Source: RefSeq, a predicted model, not a curated record
AUGGCACAUAAGCUUGUUGAAAAAUCUCAGGUUGGUCCAGCUAUACGCAGAACCACAUCUCUUUCCCUCACAUUCCUUGACUUACCUUGGGCAGGUCCUAUUCAUGUUAGACGCCAAUUCUUCUAUCCCUUUCCCCAUUCCACACAUCAUUUCUUCGAAACUAAUCUCCCUACUCUCAAACGCUCUCUCUCCCUCGCUCUUCAACGUUUCUUCCCUCUCGCUGGAAAUCUUAUGUGUCCGCCACCACCCCACAAACCCUUCAUUCGUUGCACCGAUGAUGACUUUGUCACCUUAACCAUCAUCGAGUCCAAAGCGGAUUUCAACCAUCUUUCGUCCAACCAGCCCAAAAAUCUCAAAGAGUUGGAUCACUUGGUUCCCAAGUUGACAUGCACAACUAUCCAUGAAGAAGACACGUUCAUAUUUCCUUUAGUAGCCUUGCAAGUCACGAUUUUUCCCAACCAUGGCCUUUGCAUGGCAAUCACAUAUUGCCACGUGAUGGAUGAUAGGUGUUGUAGUCAUUUCAUGAAGUCUUGGUCUUCCAUUUGUCGAAGCGGCGGCGUUGACCUCACAAUUGUGGAGAAGUCGCCACCGUGCUUUGAUAGGGAAGUGUUGAAGGACCCCAGGGGACUCGAGGCUAUUUUCUUAAGAGACUAUUUUGAAGAGAGGUCAACGUGGAAGGACAAACUCAUUAUUGGUCAAAAUCCUAAACGUGCGUGUGAUGAUGAGGAUUAUGUUAAGGCAACGAUUGUUUUUGGAAGAGAUGAUAUUGAGGGCUUAAAAAGAUGGGUACUGAAUCAAUGGACGGAAAAUGACGAAUUUAAAGCGCCAAAAUAUAUAUCAAAAUUUGUUGUGACGUGUGCUUUCGUGUGGGCUAGCUUGGUUAAUGCAAGAUAUCAAAAUGACGAAAAAGAAGUGACGAAAGAGGAGCAAUUCCAUUUUGGUUUUGCGGCAGAUUGCAGAGAUCGCUUUGAGUACCCUGUGCCAGAAACAUACUUUGGAAACUGCUUAAUGAUGUGUCAUGCAGAGCUAAAGAAAAAGGAGCUAAAGGGAGGUGGUGGUUUUGUGAACGCGGUCAAGGCCAUUGAAAGUGCAGUAUCUAGUGUUACAAAUAAACCCUUUGAAGGUGCAGAAAAUUGGAGGGCAACGUUUAGAAAGAUGUAUGCAUUGGAAAGCACGGUGCUAGUUAAUGGGUCGCCCAAGUUCAAUGUUUACAAGACUGAUUUUGGAUUUGGAAGACCAACCAAAGUGGAUAUGGUACAUCCCUUCAAGUGUAUGUCUCUUUCUGAAAGUGGAGACAAGGAAGGAGGGCUUGAGGUUGGUUUGGUAUUUAGGAGUGGAGAAUUUGAAUAUUUCAAUUUUAUCAUUGAACAAGGACUUGAAGCUUCAAAAUUGUUUGGAGCACACAAACUAGUUGAAAGUUUUGAGGUUGGUCCAGCAAAACCCAUUGAUUCUAGAGAUAAAACCACCACCUCUUUUCCCCUUUCAUUCCUUGAUUUGCAUUUGGUAGGUCCUAUUUACGUGAGACGCCAAUUCUUUUAUCACUUUCCCUACUCCACGCACCAUUUUUGCAAAACUACACUCCCCACUCUCAAAACCUCUCUCUCACAAACACUUCAACACUUCUUCCCUCUGGCCGGAAAUCUCCUCUGUCCACCACCACCCCACAAACCCUUCAUUCGUUGCACCGAUGAUGACUCUAUCACCUUCACCAUCAUCGAAUCCGAAGCAGAUUUCAACCAUCUCUCCUCCAACCACCCCAAAAAUCUCAAAGAUUUGGAUCACUUGGUUCCCAAGUUAACAUGCACAAACACUCAAGAUGACACGUUCAUUUUCCCACUAGUGGCUUUGCAAGCCACGGUUUUCCCCAACCAUGGCCUUUGCAUAGCCAUCACAUACUGCCACGUCAUGGAUGAUAGUUCUUGCAGUCAUUUCAUGAAGUCUUGGUCUUCCAUUUGUCGAAGCGGUGUCGUUGACUUGAAGUCACCCCCAUGUUUUGAUAGAGAAGUGUUAAAGGACCCUAGAGAACUCGAGGCUAUAUUCUUAAGAGAGUAUUUUGAAGAGAGGUCAACAUGGAAGGACAAACUCGUCGGUCCAACUUCUGAACUUUCUAGUGGUUAUCAAGAUUAUGUCAAAGCGACUAUUGUGUUUAGAAAAGAAGAAAUAGAAGGGCUGAAAAAGUGGGUGUUGAAUCAGUGGGAGAAAAACGAUGCAUUUAACACGCCACAGUAUCUGUCAAAAUUUGUGGUGGCUUGUGCUUUUGUGUGGGCUAGCUUGGUUAAAACAAGAUGUAGAAAUGACGAUGAAGAAGAGUUAAAAGAGGAGUACUUUCGUUUCGCAGCUGAUUGUAGAGGUCGCCUUGAGUACCCUGUGCCAGAAACAUACUUUGGAAACUGCUUAACUCUAUGUAAUGCAAUGCUAAAGAGAAAAGAGCUUAAGGGAGAAUGUGGUUUUGUGAACGCAGUUAAGGUCAUUGAAAGAGCAGUGACUGAUAUGAAAAAUAAACCAUUUAGAGAUGCAGAAAAUUGGAAGGGAUCGUUUACAAAGAUGUUUGUGUUGGGAAGUACGUUGUUAGUUACAGGGUCACCUAAGUUCACUGUUUAUGAGACUGAUUUUGGAUUUGGAAGACCUAUCAAAGUUGAGAUGUUACAUUCCUUCAAGGGUAUGUCUCUUGCUGAAAGUGGAGAUGAGGAAGGAGGACUUGAGGUUGGAUUGGUAUUUAGGGACAUGGAAUUUGGAUAUUUAAUUUCUGUAAUUCAACAAGGACUUCAAGCUUCAAAAUCCUAA